AUGAAAAAUCUGCAGCUGAGUGAGGAUGUGGCCGGGGCGACUUUCAUGGCUGCAGGAAGUUCAGCUCCAGAGUUAUUCACUUCCUUAAUUGGUGUUUUCAUCACGAAGGGAGACGUGGGAGUUGGCACCAUCGUUGGGUCGGCUGUCUUCAACAUACUGGUCAUCAUUGGAGUGUGUGGCAUCUUCACCCGUCAGACGGUGGCUGUGACCUGGUGGUCUCUGUUCAGAGACUCGCUGUACUACAUCUUCUCAGUGCUGGCAUUGAUUUUGGUUAUCUAUGAUGAACGGGUUGUAUGGUGGGAAUCUAUGCUUCUGAUCUCGAUGUAUGGAGUCUACAUCCUUAUCAUGAAGUUUAACAGUCAGAUCGCCAGCUUCGUGCAGAGAUCGUGCGGCAGUCCGGGCCAGUGUUGCGUCUGGAGGCCGACGUCCGGAGAUAAAGAGGCUGAUGAAGCAGGAACCAACGGCAACACCUCCAUGGUGCUGCUGAGGAAAGCUCCGGCGGGUUCGGGACAGGAGUCUUCGGUGGUGAUGGUGGACGAGCUGCUCAUCCUGAGGCCACACCAGCUCUCGUUCCCAGAGGCUGGCCUGCGUGUCAUGAUCACACCGCAUUUCUCUCCGCGCACCCGUCUCUCUAUGGCCGGACGCAUGCUCAUCAGUGAGAGGCAGAGACUGAUUAGAAACCGGAGCCCCGGAGACAGCAGCGGCAGCGGAGCAGGGGACACUCCUGGCCAAGACUGCCCGGGCGUGGAGGGGGUUCCUUGGGGUCUGGAGAAUGGAGGGGCCCUUGAAAGUGAAACGCAACCCCUGGAGGAGGCUAGGCAGAGGGGCCAAGGAGGGGAUUUAGAACGAGUAGCAGACAUAGAGGACACACAGCCUAAAGAUGAUGAGGAAGAGGAGGAGGAAGAGGCAGACGAAGAGCAACCCUUCAGACCUCUUACUGUGCCAGAGGGGCGCUGGGAGCAAGUCAGGUGGGUGUUAUCAUGGCCCUUAGGCUGCCUUCUUUACUACACUGUCCCAAACUGUAGUCACCUGACUGGACUCGAGCUGCACUCCCAUUCUCACAGGUCUCAUUAUGAACCGGCAGUGUUGUGGGUGCGUUAA
Messenger RNA from Puntigrus tetrazona (Sumatra barb), 1101 nucleotides. RefSeq names its product sodium/potassium/calcium exchanger 3-like. The coding region runs from base 1 to 1101 and encodes 366 amino acids. Gene Ontology annotation, biological process: calcium ion transmembrane transport; intracellular calcium ion homeostasis. Gene Ontology annotation, cellular component: membrane. NCBI's taxonomy places the organism in Eukaryota, Metazoa, Chordata, Actinopteri, Cypriniformes, Cyprinidae. Gene Ontology annotation, molecular function: calcium channel activity; calcium, potassium:sodium antiporter activity. The transcript has 11 exons. The record is from RefSeq and is a predicted model, not a curated record.